This is a messenger RNA of Chenopodium quinoa (quinoa), 1502 nucleotides long. RefSeq names its product transcription factor MYBS3-like. Lineage: Eukaryota; Viridiplantae; Streptophyta; Magnoliopsida; Caryophyllales; Amaranthaceae. Gene Ontology annotation, molecular function: DNA binding. The transcript has 3 exons. Bases 135 to 1172 code for a protein of 345 amino acids. The record is from RefSeq and is a predicted model, not a curated record. Gene Ontology annotation, biological process: response to ethylene; response to auxin; response to gibberellin.
AUACCUCUUCUUCCUCCGAAUUCAUUUCAUUUCCCCAAAUUUUCCUCUAACCUAAGCAAACCAAAACCCAACCCGACCCGAACCCAAAACCCGAUAACAAAACCCACUUAAACCCGGGUUGGACUCCAGCCGCCAUGACUCGACGGUGCUCCCAUUGCAGCCACAAUGGGCACAACUCUCGAACCUGUCCGAACCGAGGGGUCAAGCUUUUUGGAGUCCGAUUAACCGAUGGUUCAAUCAGAAAAAGUGCUAGUAUGGGUAAUCUCUCUCUUCAUCAAAACGGUGUCGUUGGGAAUACUUCUCCUGCCGCCGGUGAUCUUACUCCUGAUCACGUGCCUCCUUCUGCCGACGGUUAUGCUUCUGAGGAUUUUGUUCCUGGUAGUUCUUCUAGUCGUGAACGUAAAAAAGGUGUUCCAUGGACAGAGGAGGAACAUCGAAUGUUUUUGUUGGGCCUGCAAAAACUUGGGAAGGGUGAUUGGCGGGGGAUAUCACGUAGUUAUGUGAUAUCAAGGACGCCAACCCAAGUCGCUAGCCAUGCACAGAAAUAUUUCAUUAGGCAAUGCAAUGUGUCUAGAAGAAAAAGACGCUCUAGCUUGUUUGAUAUUGUAGCGGAUGAGGAGGGCGAUACACCAAUGGCGGCACAUGAUUUCCUCCCUGAGCAUCCAUCUGAUGCUCAAACACAGAAUAAUAACCACCCAUUGCCUCCUGCUCCUAUUCUUGAUGAAGUAUGUGAGUCAAUGGCAUCUAGCAACUCAACCUCCAAUGAGGUGGAACCUGAUUUACCUAAGCAGGAAGGCGUGGAACCCUCUCAAAGCAGCUCUGUCUCAACCAACCCUCCCCCAAACUACUACCCUGUUGUAUACCCUACUUAUGUGUCUCCUUUCUAUCCGUAUCCUGUCCCAUAUUGGACCGGCGGUAAUCCCGAACCAACCAAGGAGACACAUGAGGUGGUUAAGCCUACAGCAGUACAUUCAAAGAGCCCAAUCAAUGUUGAUGAACUUGUUGGCAUGUCAAAAUUGAGCUUGGGGGAGACCAUUGGCAGUGGAGAGCCAUCGAGUUUGUCACUGAAAUUGCUUGAUGGUUCCUCUAGACAAUCUGCGUUCCAUGCUAAUCCUACCCCUGGUAGCCCAGAUAUGAAUUCUUCUGGUGGCAGCCCAAUCCAUGCAGUCUGAUUGUAUAAGUGCAGGUUAGUGUUGUUAGGUUUUAGCUCAAAGCUCGAACUCGAGCGCAGCAGUUCUAAUGUCAAUAUAAGAAUGAUAUAUGUGCAGUUUGUUUUUUUUAGCAUAAUGUUUUUGUUCGUGAGAUUAUGUAUAGGUAGGUGGUAUGUUCUGUUAAAACUCUUAUUCUUUUUUAGGGUUUGGAAUUGUGUGUUACCGUAUACAAAUGUUCACCAAGUGGCCGAUUCGUAUCCUGAAGCUGGAAUCAUGCCUAAAAAUUUUAUACAUUUUUUUUUUUUAUUAAGCCAGUACUAAAUUAAUAGACCGUCAUAUUUAAUCUCUGUA